ACAGCGAAAAGAAAGGUGAAUACUGAAGAACGUGCCCUUCCGUUUCCUCUGCACCCACAUUUGUGGGAGAAGACUCCAACGCGCAUCUCGCUUCUCUCUCGUUUCCGAAACAGGAGCAGGAAUUGGAAAAUGCUUCUUCGCGUCCAAUCCUUCUGAUCUGAUCUCCUCGUUGCUUCGCAUACCUACCUACGUUCCCAUUCGUUGCCUUUUCGGAUCAGAUCUUCCAUCCAGUGUUUCUCCCCUCCAUUUGUCCACCCGUGCAGGUGCAAAGAACGAAAUAGAGAGGUCGCCGGAGAGGUCUCUCGUCGUUUUCUCCCCCUCCCUACCUUAUUCCCUCUCUAGGUUCCUGCGAAUCCGAUCAUCGUAACCACCCACCAAGGGCUUUCUCUCUUUCGUUUUCUGUCCUGGUGGUGGUGGUGGAGGUGGAGGUGAGGAGGAGGACAUCUUCACCAUUAUUGUUAAUAACUGUCGAUGGAAGGGGGCGGGGUGGCCGAGAAGCAGCAGCAGACGUCGUACACGUACUGGGUAAGGGAGGCCAGGGAGGACGCCGCGCCGCUUCCCGUCCCCCGCAAGCUUUCCGCCGACGACAUCUCCAAGCAACCCAAGCCCUCCAUCUUGGGCUCCGUCUGGAAUCAGGCUGGAACUUGGGAGGAAAGAAAUCUUAAUUCAUGGGCAAGCAAUCGAAUAAAGGAGCUGCUUGGCUCUUUGGGUUCAUUGGAGUUUUCCGGUGGUAAUGCAUACAUUGAAGAAGUGUCUAAAUGCUCAGGCGAUGCAUUCUUGGUCACCGUGCGUAACAAGAAGAGAGUGGGUUACACCUAUGAGUUAACUUUGAAGUUCAAAGGGGAAUGGUUAUUCCAAGGGGAGAAGAAGAAGAUCAAAGGCCACUUGGAUAUUCAUGAGGUUUCAUUUGGUGAGCUGGAUGACUUGCAGAUUGAGAUUAGGCUUAGCGAGGAAAAGGGUCUUCCGAUGGAGGACAAAAUGCUGGUCUGCACGGACCUGAGGUUGUUUUUGACACCUAUACGUGAACAAUUACUAAAGUUUGAACAAGAGCUGAAAGACAGGUAGAGACCGGAGGCCUUUGCGUGGUGUUUGGUCAUUUUCGUGCCUUCACUGCUUAGCUUGGUUCUUAUAUUUACGUGUGGUCUUCUGGACGGUUGAAUCUUGUCAUUUUUUUGAUCUCGUACAUUCAUCAUACACCCCUUUAAAUCCCCGAAGGGUAUAUCUUUAAAGUUUCAUAUUAUGUGCUUAUCUGGAGCUCUGUUAUGUAGCGUCUCUAAAUGGAGGUUCACUUCGAU
Molecule: messenger RNA, 1295 nt
Organism: Elaeis guineensis (African oil palm)
Lineage: Eukaryota; Viridiplantae; Streptophyta; Magnoliopsida; Arecales; Arecaceae
Biological process (GO): positive regulation of ATP-dependent activity; protein folding
Cellular component (GO): cytosol
Molecular function (GO): ATPase activator activity; protein-folding chaperone binding
Source: RefSeq, a predicted model, not a curated record